AUGUCUUUGAGGCAUCUGAGAAUCCAUACGGGUGAGAAACCGCAUGUCUGUGAACAUUGCUCAAAAGCCUUUUUGCACGCUUCAGAUUUAAAGAAACAUCUGAGAAUCCACACUGGAGAGAAACCGUAUUCCUGCAAACAUUGCUCAAAAACAUUUAGGAACACUUCAGAUUUAAAGAAACAUCUGAGAUUACAUACUGGAGAGAAACCGUACUCCUGUGAGCAUUGCUCAAAAGCAUUUUGCACCUCUUCAGAAUUAACGAGGCAUCUGAGAGUACAUACAGGCGAGAAAUCACAUUCUUGUAAAGAGUGUUUAAAGACAUUUUCCAAUCUUUCAGAUUUAAAGAAACAUCUCAGAGUCCAUACUGGCGAGAAACCGUAUUCCUGUGAAUUCUGUUCAAAACCAUUUUCCAUUGCUUCUCAGUUAGUGAAACAUCUGAGGAUCCAUAUUGGGGACAAAACACAUUCGUGUGAACAUUGCUCAAAAGCAUUUUUCAACGCUUCAGGUUUAAGGAAGCACCUUAGAGUACAUACUGGAGAGAAACCAUAUUCCUGUAAGCAUUGCUCAAAGGCAUUUUCUGACAUUUCAGUUUUAAACAAGCAUCUAAGAAUCCACGCAGGUGAGAAACCGUAUUCCUGUGACCAGUGUUCGAUGGCAUUUUCCAGCUCUUCAAAUUUAAAGAGACAUCUUAGAACCCAUACUGGAGAUAAACCGUAUUCCUGCGAACAUUGUUCAAAGGCAUUUUCGAACGCUUCCGAUUUAAAGAAACAUCUGAGAGUACAUACUGGAGAAAAGCCGUAUUCUUGUGAACAUUGUACAAAGACAUUUUCCAACUCUUCACAUUUAAUGAGACAUCUGAGAUUCCAUAUUGGAGAGAAACCGUUUUCUUGUGAACAUUGCUCCAAAGCUUUUUUUAGCGCUUCAGAUUUAAAGAAACAUCUCAGAAUUCAUACUGGCGAAAAACCGUAUAUCUGUGAACAUUGCUCAAAGGCAUUUUCUGACUCUUCACAUUUAAAGAAACAUCUUAGAAUCCACACUGGCGAGCAGCCAUAUAGAUGUGAAACUUGUUCAAAGUCAUUUUCUUACCUUCGUAGCUUAAAAGCGCAUCUGCGAGCCCAUAGAGGAGAAAAUCCGUGCUCAACGCUUCUUAUUUAAAGACGCAUCUAAGAACCCAUUCGCGUGUGAACAUUGCUGAAAGAAUUUUUCCAACGCUUCAGAUGUUCAAGAUUAACUUGAGAUACCAUACUGGCGAAAGGCCAUAUUUCUGUGAAGUUCGUUGCAAGGACUUAUGUUAUGUGCCUGCACGGCCCGACUGACUAAAAGUGAGGCCCUAGGCCCACUGUAAUUUCGAGGCCCCUUGAAGACUGAUUUUUGGGGGCCUUUUGUCUAUUACAGAAUUAUGUAAAUCAUUCAUCAUGUGCAUUCAUGUCCUUCUAGGCAUCUCAUAAUUGUGACAUGUUAAACUUGGUACUAGUAGAAGUAAUAAAAAAUUAUCCUAUAAACAAGUUCAUUUCCAACUAAAAAGUUGUUGGUUUUUAAUUAUUAAUUCAAAAAUGUACGUAUUUUUUGACUAUUUGUUGUAAUGCUAAGCAAAAUUCUUUAAGUAAUUUGGGGCCCCUUAGGAAGAUGUGGACCCAGGCCUAGGCCUAGUUGGCCUGCGCGGUAAUCAGGCUCUGGGUGCCUGAAACAGCACUCGAAAACCCGAAUUUGCGAAAAGCCAUUUUCUUGUCAAAUUUUUGUAUGUAAUUUUCUCGACUAGGAAUCC
Messenger RNA from Uloborus diversus, 1765 nucleotides. RefSeq names its product zinc finger protein 271-like. The record is from RefSeq and is a predicted model, not a curated record. Bases 1 to 1155 code for a protein of 384 amino acids. Lineage: Eukaryota; Metazoa; Arthropoda; Arachnida; Araneae; Uloboridae. The transcript is spliced from 2 exons.